Molecule: messenger RNA, 2868 nt
Organism: Parastagonospora nodorum SN15
Lineage: Eukaryota; Fungi; Ascomycota; Dothideomycetes; Pleosporales; Phaeosphaeriaceae
Exons: 3
Coding region: 1-2868 (955 amino acids)
Biological process (GO): protein phosphorylation
Molecular function (GO): ATP binding; protein kinase activity
Source: RefSeq, a predicted model, not a curated record
AUGGCACUCGACAUCACCUCGCAGACCUUGCUUCAACCCAGAACAUCGCAUAGUGCGAUUUACGAAACUCUUCAAGAGUAUGGCAUGGAGCCAUAUGAACUGCAUCUAGUCAACGCGAAGGUUAUCAAGCACGGAAGGAAGACUUUCGCGAUCUUGCUUAUGAUCGAUCAAGGAGUCAAAAUUCGGACAUUUCUUGAACACACAUGGAGUAGUGUCGAUAUGAGACUCCCUUUUUCGUCCUCCGAAGUGGAGAAAGUACUUGAUAAAUUUGCAGCGAUUAAUUUCUGUUCGAGACAAUGGGAGCUGAUCGCACCUAUAUUCUUCGAGAGGCAGCCGCAUUCCUGUUUCGACGACAACAUCAUCCUUCCAUUCACAAGUGAAAGACUACUAGACGAAAACAAGCAAGGGUCAUUUGGUUCGAUUUAUGAGGUGAAGGUGCCAAGGUCUCACGUGAAGGCGGCUGUGACCGAAGCUGAAGAGGAUCUUACUAUAAUACGGAAAGAUAUUAGCGUAACAUCAUUUCUGGAUGUUGGGGUGAACACUCAGGAUGAUCGGACGAGCAUUAACUUCCGGGCCGAAUUGAAGAUGCUCGCAAACCUGCAAACCCUGGAGCAUUCCAAUAUCCUUCCACUAUACGGUUCUUAUACCCUGAACGGCAUUCACAGCUUCCUCUUUCCUCAGAAAACGGGUAGCCUGAAGGAAAUCCUCCUGGGAAAAAUAGACACUGGCAUUUUCGCAACAGACAGGCAGACUUUCAAAGCUCUCGGAGACCUCUCUUCUGCAAUUGAAAAUCUACACCACUUCACGUCAGAUUUAUUCCAGGUAGACCUAAUUGGAUGUCAUCGAGAUAUCAAACCUGGUAACAUUCUUGUUGACGCAGAAGGCCUCUAUCUGGCGGAUUUCGGACUGUCCGUUUUCAGGGAGGCAACUGAUGGAUCAUCAACAUCGUACAAUCAUGGAGGCGGCUUCUACCGAAGCCCAGAAUGCGAGAUACCGACUACUCAAUUUGAACGUGGCAAGAUAAACCGCGCCAGUGAUAUUUGGUCUUUCGGAUGUAUACUUGCGGACAUACUCACGUUCCUGGCUCAUGGACAUCAAGCGGUGACCAGGUUCCAAGAGAAGAGAAAGGUCGUUGUAGGAGGAUGUUUCCAGACGCACACCUUCCACGACGGAGGGAAAGAUCACCCGCAAGUAAGACCCUGGCUUCAGAACCUUCCAAUAAACGCCGACACUGCGAGAGCAGGACUGCGAACUCUUGUUCUAAAGAUACUGGACAUUGAUCCCCUCAAAAGACCAGGGAUUUCGAUUGUUACACUGACUUUGCGCAAGCUUUCAAUUCAAUGCCAGUUGAAGAAUAUAUCGAUGGAUCUUGAAGCUCUCCGCAGCUCUUCAGGUGAUGUAGAGUUGGCGAUGGAGUGCGAGCGCCUUUCGUUGAUUCAAGAAUCCGUUGACGAUACGCAAGACGAUCCAAUGCUCAAGGCCCUACGAUUAGCAUUUGAGAGCAAGCUAUCAAGUUCGACGGUCCUCGAUGACAUCUCUACAAGCCUAGGAUAUCUCGAGGCCGAGAUGGCACACCAAAUUCAAAAGGAUUUGGAGUCGCGAAAUCUUCAUCUGAUUCGAUUCUAUUUGCAUGGCGCAAUCGGCGGGCUACUCAGUGGUACAUCAGAAGCGAUACAAAACGAUCUGCAAACACGAUUGGAAACGAUCUUCUUGAGUACCGAGGAUCGAACGAUUUUGGAAAAAUAUAGAGAUAUUUUCAGCGACUCGGAACAGUAUCAUGUGCUCAGUCGGCUUGCGGCCGCAAAGCUGAUGGCCUUGUCUCUCUCUUCACCGUCCCUGGGUAAUAAGGGAGGACUACAGUGCGAGCCAACAGCAAUCACCUCGCCGAGGCUGAUGGACAACAUUGAGGUUGCUGAGCUCAAGGGAACUUGUGUAAUUGUGGAAAGCAAAAGGAUCGAAGCAAAUUGGACCGACGAAUAUGGAAAACACCUACUGCAGCGUGUUACAGGUUCGGCUCAAGAACUCGCAAAAGAGCCUAUCUCGGGCUUCAAUACGCUUCGAUGCGUUGGAUUUUGUUGCGAUAUGCCUAAGCUCUCGUUCAAGCUCCUGUUCGCCUUCCCGAAACAUGUCGAGGCAGACGCAACGCCUCGAACCUUGAACAGCGCUCUUACCCAACCUAUAGUAAUGGAGAAAGACCGUCCGAAGAAAAAAGCGAACAUCAAAAAGCCCAGGCUAGAGCACCGCUUCAAACUUGCACUCAGUCUUGCUCGCUCCAUCUCACAGUUCCACAAAGCUGCGUGGCUGCAUAAGAACAUCAAUUCAAGCUCAGUCAUUUUUUUCCCAUCUUCCAGCCAGAAAGCAGAUAGCAAAAACCAGAAAGAGAAUCUGACCAUCGACUUCACACAACCAGUCAUCGUGGGUUUCAAUCAUAGUCGUUUAGAGAACGAGAAUGAAUGGUCGGAGGGACUGUUAGGCCAGGAAGAUUUGCUUGACUAUCAGCACCCGGACUACGCAAUCAAUCGCAAAGGAUAUCGCCUCGCUUACGAAUAUUACGGUCUAGGAAUAGUGUUGCUUGAGAUCGGGCUCUGGCAAACACUGAAGCAGCUGACGGAAGGUGUCGACGACAACACACCUCCACAUACACUCAGUCAGAUUGUCAGCGAGGAUUUAGUGCCAGAACUUGGUCCGCAAAUGGGCUCGACGUACACCAGUAUCGUACAAUUUUGUUUAGGAGACACCGAGAAUGAGUUUUCAGAGGCCUUAACACCGGAAAUUCGCUCAAGAGAGUUAAAGCUGAAGUUUGAAAAUAUAGUAGUAGCACGUUUACAAGCAUGUGUCAAAGCUCUAGACGCAGCUGACUGUGGUUGA